AUGUCGCUAAUUCCAAGUAUCUUUGGUGGUAGAAAGAGCAACGUAUUUGAUCCUUUCUCCUUGGACGUCUGGGAUCCCUUCAAAGUUUUUCCUUUCCCCAAUUCUCUUUCUACUUCCUUUCCUGAAUUAUCUCGGGAAAAUUCUGCGUUUGUGAGCACCCAUGUGGAUUGGAAGGAGACCUCAGAAGCACACGUGUUCAAAGCUGAUAUUCCCGGGUUGAAAAAGGAAGAAGUGAAAGUAGAGAUAGAAGAUGAUAAGGUUCUUCAGAUAAGCGGAGAGAGGAACCGUAGCAGCGGAAAGUUUAUGAGGAGGUUCAGAUUGCCGGAGAAUGCAAAAGUGGAGGAAGUGAAGGCUUCAAUGGAAAAUGGGAUUCUCACUGUCACUGUUCCCAAGGAAGAGGUUAAGAAGCCUGAUGUCAAGGCCAUUGAAAUUUCUGAAUAUUAUGAAUAA
Messenger RNA from Sphenostylis stenocarpa, 450 nucleotides. NCBI's taxonomy places the organism in Eukaryota, Viridiplantae, Streptophyta, Magnoliopsida, Fabales, Fabaceae. The record is from the annotation of a GenBank genome assembly.